This is a messenger RNA of Suillus paluster, 2103 nucleotides long. Its product is annotated as P-loop containing nucleoside triphosphate hydrolase protein. The record is from RefSeq and is a predicted model, not a curated record. Lineage: Eukaryota; Fungi; Basidiomycota; Agaricomycetes; Boletales; Suillaceae. The transcript is spliced from 10 exons. Gene Ontology annotation, cellular component: catalytic step 2 spliceosome; intracellular anatomical structure. The coding region runs from base 1 to 2103 and encodes 700 amino acids. Gene Ontology annotation, molecular function: RNA binding; ATP binding.
AUGUCCAUCCAUACCCCAAGAAAAAAGGCCAGAAUCCGUCUGGAUGACGACGUAACCUCCGUGAAAACGCGCCCAGUGAACCCCCUCCAAAAACAGCGCGAGCAGCUCCCGAUAGCACGAGGGCGGGAAGCUCUCAUUCGCGAAAUACAGGAAAAUGACACAACAAUUUUAUUGGGAGAGACAGGUUCAGGAAAAACCACUCGUGCGUUUGCUAGCCAUUAUACCACAGUUAUUGCACCUCAUAACUCCAUCUUAAGUACAGAGGUCCCUCAAUACAUCCUCGAGUCAGGCAUCGCAGGCAAAGGCAUGAUUGCCGUCACACAGCCACGUCGAGUAGCAGCCACGUCCCUUGCUGCUCGUGUAGCUGCAGAGAAAAACGUCUCCGUUGGUGGACUUGUCGGAUACUCCGUAAGAUUCGACGAGGCUUCCAGCUCCGAUACCCGUAUAAAAUACGUUAGUGACGGUAUGCUCGUGCGGGAGCUGCUUUCGGAUCAGUUGCUGUCGAGAUACAGUGUCAUAGUCGUGGACGAAGCGCAUGAACGAACCCUUCGGACGGAUUUCCUAAUAGCAAACCUGAAAACGAUUCAGAUCGCUAGAAAUGGUGGGGGAGAUGUCAACGGGAAAGGAAAGGGUCCCGCGUCAGCCCUUAACCCAUUGAAGCUCAUCAUCAUGAGUGCUACGCUUGAUGCUGAGAAAUUUAGCAAGUUCUACAACAAUGCACGAAUACUCUAUGUCAAGGGCCGACAACACCCUGUUCAAAUAUUCCACACAUCUGUCAGCCAGACGGACUACGUCGAUGCUGCUCUACGGACAUUCUUCCAAAUACAUACUGAUAGACCUCCUGGAGAUGUCCUUAUAUUUCUUCCAGGUCAAGAGGACAUUGAAAGUCUUGACAAAUCGAUAAAAAUGUAUGCUCGCAGACUCCCUGAGGAGCGUAUGAGUGUCCUAACAUACCCAAUGUACGCUGCCUUGCCACCUACGCAACAAGUCAGAAUAUUUUCAUCCGCCCCUCCAAACACCCGGAAAUGUAUUCUUGCUACCAACAUCGCCGAGACGUCUAUCACAAUACCCGGAAUAAAAUAUGUAAUCGAUACCGGCAAGUGUAAAGAAAAACGAUAUUUAUCGAAGGAUACCGGUGGAGGUUUUGAUACCCUCCUGACUCGAGAUAUCACAAAAUCGUCUGCUAUGCAGCGGGCUGGUCGCGCCGGUCGCGAAGGCCCAGGUUUCUGUUUCCGCUUGUACACAGAAGACGCAUUCAAUGCAAUGGCGCUGUCCGCAGAGCCCGAGAUUCGCCGAUGCAGCUUAACCCAGAGUGUCUUGCAAUUGAAGUGCCUCGGCCAAGACUUUGAAGCAGUCGACUUCAUGGACGCUCCCGAGAUCGGGUCAGUCAUAUCCGCGCUUAAAACUCUCUGGCUUCUCGGCGCGUUGGACAACUCCAAGACACUAACCGCACUGGGGCGCCAAAUGUCGUCCUUCCCCGUGGAGCCGUACUUCGCGCGUAUCAUCCUCGCAUCCAAGACCCACGGAUGCACCUCUGAAGUAAUAGACAUCGUGUCCAUUCUCUCGUCCUCUUCUACGCUCUUCCUCGAUAUCUCCGACCAGCGCGAUGCCAUCACAGAAACUCGGGGCAAGUUCCGCCAUGCGAGCGGGGACCAUAUGACGACGCUAAACGCCCUCCGAUCAUACCAAGAGAUUGCCGCAUCUGAAAACAAAGGCGCGAGAAAAGAAUGGUGUCGUCAACAUUUCGUGAACGAAAGAACGUUCGUGGAGGCGAUGAAGAUUAGAGAUCAGUUGAGGCAGACGUGCCAACGAGUUGGUAUCGAUUGGCAUACUUCCACCGCGGAUAAUGAUGAGCCAGUGCUGAGAUGCUUCGUCACUGGCCUCGUUCAGCAGUCGGCGUUUUUACAGCCGGAUGGGACAUACAAGCAAACGAUGGGUCAUUUUGUCAUUAAAAUUCACCCAGGUUCCACACUCUGCGACAAAAAGGUACCUGCUAUCAUCUACGAUGAGCUUGUCUACACAAGCCAGAUUUACGCAAGAGGCGUGUCCUCCGUUCCAAAGAGCUUCUUUAGCAACGUCACACCAAUAACGAAAGAAGCGUAA